This is a messenger RNA of Effrenium voratum, 1719 nucleotides long. Lineage: Eukaryota; Dinophyceae; Suessiales; Symbiodiniaceae. The record is from the annotation of a GenBank genome assembly.
AUGAUUCUCAAGCAGGAUGCUGGGGCUCCAAGCCCGGGCCACAUGUUCCUCAGAUCUCUUCCACAUUGCCGUGCGGACAGUCGGAGCCGACUGUCCAUGCUGAGGCUGACGCAGGAAGCUCUGAAAGGGUUCCUCGAAAAUUGCAACUUGGAGAUGCACUGCAUGGGGGGCCAAAGCGUGGGCAGCUUGGCGGUGUUUCUCAUAGCCUAUGCGAAGCUGUUGCUGCACACCAACCUUUUUGAGCCGCAGCUUGCUGCUAGCCUCAUCUUGGUGGUGGCGGGCCUGACCACCUUCGAGCUCGGCCUCCGCCAUGGCUUGAUGCCGCUGGGGGAGGAGGUGGGCGUUGCCUUGCUGAAGGCUCCAAAGUACGUGGUCUUCCUCACAGCCUUUUGCCUCGCGGCAAUUUGCACGGUGGGGGAACCCGCCAUGGGCUCUCUGGAAGAGGCGGGGAAGUUCGCCCACCCUACGAAGGUGCCGCUCUUAGUUCGGAUCCUGAAGCAGCCAGUGGUACUGUUGCUGGCGGUGGCGCUGGCGGUGGGCUUUGCCGCCGUGCUGGGCUGCAUUCGCCUGCUCUACGACCUGAGCAUCAAGCGGUGUCUGCUAUUUUCCGCUCUGCCAGCAUUGAUCGCCACAAUUGCUUGCGCGAGCAAUGGGGGCGCGCUGCCCCAGGUGGCAAGCCUCGCCUGGGACUGUGGUGCUGUGACCACAGGACCCGUCACCGUGCCCAUCGUCUUGUCACUGGGCAUCGGGCUCACUGCGAGGGCGGUGGGCGAGUAUGCGGAGGAGACAGAGCCGGAGCUCUCUGGCUUUGGCAUCGUCUCUUUAGCAUCGCUGUUUCCAGUCUUCAGUGUGUGGGCACUGGCUGUGGCAUUUGGUGGCCGAGCGGUCACUGCAGAGCCAUUCCUCACGAACACGACCAUCGUCGAAGACGAGGUCCAGAUGCUCUUGGACUCGGCCUUGGUGCCGUGCCGUUCUUUAUUGCCCCCUACGGGCUGUCUCCUGCUUAUUCAACUCAUGCUGAAAGAGCCGCUGCAAGACACGUCCACCACCUUCAGCGGCAUCACUGCCUGCUUCGCAGGUAUGUUCAUGUUCACCCUGGGCUUGCACCGGGGCCUCUUGCCGCUGGGAAUCGGUGUUGGCCGUCUCUUGCCCUCGGCCGUGCUGAUUUAUGGAGAGGCCCUGGGGGCCUUCACGAUCUUGGGCUUCGGGUUCCUGGUGGGGACCCUGGCCACCUGCAGCGAGCCCGCGCUGGUGGCACUGGGCAAGACGGUGGAGAGGCUCUCCGCGGGGCAGUUCCCGAAGGAUCGGCUGGUUUUUUCAGCAGCCGUGGGUGUGGGCGCUGGCACAGCGCUCGGAAUGGCGAAGGUCUUUUAUGGCCUUGAGUUGUUCUACAUACUGCUUGUCGGCUACUCGCUGUGUCUGGUAUUGACCUUCCUCGCGGAUGACGCCCUGGCGGCGAUCGCCUGGGACUCCGCGGGGGUUACCACAGGGCCCAUGACGGUGCCGGUGGUGCUGAGCAGCGGCCUGGGCCUGGGCAAGGCCGCGGAGGUGGGCGAGGCCUUCGGCAUUCUGAGCUGUGCCUCCAUGGGCCCCAUCCUGGCCGUGCUGCUGAGCUCGCUGAUCGGCGAGCGGCACACAACUCGGACCUCCCGGCUCACGGAGAUGCAGAUCAUGGGCGGUCUCCGCUCCGCAAGAUCAACGACCUUUUCAUCGCGCUAA